Molecule: messenger RNA, 1617 nt
Organism: Oppiella nova
Lineage: Eukaryota; Metazoa; Arthropoda; Arachnida; Sarcoptiformes; Oppiidae
Source: the annotation of a GenBank genome assembly
AUGGUGACGUAUGGAAGCGGAUGUCAGUCGGUUUUAAAAUGGAUGAAAACCAUUGGGAUCCUCGUAUUGAUGCGCAACGGAGCUGAAGCUGAACGUCGUGGUUUACCUACUGAAUUAGCACUAUUGCCGAUUAUUGAAAGUUCUUAUGACCCAGCAGCAACCAGUAGUGCCGCCGCAGCUGGGAUGUGGCAAUUUAUCCCAAGUACAGGGAAAAUUUAUGGUUUAAGACAAACCAGUUUAUACGACGGGCGUCGUGAUGUGGUUGAAUCAACACGUGCCGCUUAUGAGUUUUUAGGCAGUUUAUAUAAUCAAUUCGGUUCUUGGGAGUUGGCUCUGGCUGCCUAUAACGCAGGCCCAGGGCGUAUCCAGCAAGCAAUUAACCGUAACCAAGCUGCGGGCUUGCCAACAGACUAUUGGUCAUUGCGUUUACCGCAAGAAACCAUGAACUAUGUACCACGCUUUUUAGCCGUGGCGCAGAUUAUUAAAAGCCCAUCGAAAUAUGGGCGGUUUAUGGGCAAGCAAUACUGCGCCAACCACAGCUACACGGACUUUAACGCCUACAGCGGUCACCUCGACAGUGACUCAAUCGAUUACUCCAAUGCGCCACGUAUUCCUGUUGCUGUGACCAAUGCAGCCAAUGUGAAACCUGUUGCCGCAGAGCCGCCAAUUUCUGCACGUGAAAAAGCACAAAUUCUUGCCGCAGUAAAAGCUGAAGGCGAAAAGGAAACGGUUAAACAAGUUUUAGAACCUCAAGCCACUCAAGCCGAAAAAGAAGAAGUGGUUAAAGAGAUUAAGGCGAUUGCACCACAAGGGACAGAAGUGCUUGACCCGUAUGAUGGUUUAGCAGAUACCACACCUGCAAACUCGGAAGAAGCCAAACUGAAUCAGGAUAAGAACUUUAAGAAAACCGAAACUGAAGUUGUGAAAUUGAAGUUGACUGGCACGCCUGAAACUAGCAGUAAAGAGAAAGCACAAGCGAGAAAUGAGUCGAAAUCAGAAGGCUCUAGUAAAGAUAUCCAUGUGGUCAAAUCAGGUGAAACACUGGCAAGCGCUUUGGAUAUUGGACAACGCUUAAAGCUUGAUGGGGAAUUACCCAGUAAAUCCACGCUAUCUAAAGAAAAAGAAGACCUAAAGGCGACUGCGAAAGCAACAGCUAAAGCUUCGAGUAAGAAUACUGAAAGCUAUGCGGUGAAGUCUGCCCAGGCGAUGCCUUAUGCCAAUAGCAAUGCACCCAAAGGCGGCUAUAUCAGUACAGCGAGUAUAGGCACCUUUGAUAAUCUCAAUAGUAUGAAUGGCAAAGGCAGUUCAACUGAAGGGAUUAAUUAUCUAUUUGAUAGCUUAAUGGAUAGCUCACUGGAUGAGCCAGAUUUUCAGAUGACCGCUAUCGAUAUGCCGCAAUCAUUAACACCGGGGGCUGAACAGGCACAGAUGUGGGGCAGUAAAGCUGCCGAUGAAGUGGGCAAUUACAAUUAUGCGGGUGUCAAAAGCCCAGUGGUCGAUCAGCUGAUUCAACAGAUUAUUUACGCACCGAACCGUGAACAAUUGGUGCUUCGUACCCGAGCACUGGAUCGGGCUUGCUGGGUUUUGAAGCCGUGCAACAACGUGAUUAUCCGGUGA